Xiphophorus maculatus (southern platyfish) is the source of this 1916-nucleotide messenger RNA. RefSeq names its product peroxisome proliferator activated receptor gamma (gene pparg). Gene Ontology annotation, biological process: regulation of lipid metabolic process; positive regulation of transcription by RNA polymerase II; hormone-mediated signaling pathway. The record is from RefSeq and is a predicted model, not a curated record. NCBI's taxonomy places the organism in Eukaryota, Metazoa, Chordata, Actinopteri, Cyprinodontiformes, Poeciliidae. Gene Ontology annotation, molecular function: RNA polymerase II cis-regulatory region sequence-specific DNA binding; nuclear receptor activity; zinc ion binding. The transcript has 9 exons. Gene Ontology annotation, cellular component: nucleus. The coding region runs from base 213 to 1793 and encodes 526 amino acids.
GAGAGGAAGGCGCACACCGACCGCAGCAGCAGCAGCAUGAGCAGAUAGGCAAGCGGUCCAGACCACCUUCUGCGCCGCCGCGCCUCUGUGCCUCUGUCCGCUCCUGGGCUCCGGAGUUUUAUACUUUUUAUAAAGCCGAGGAAAACCCCGAUUCAGCUUCAGCAACAGCGAGCCGGUUGUGUCUACUCUGCGGUUCAGCGCGCUGAUCAGACAUGGUGGACACCCAGCAGCUCCUAGCUUGGCCUGUCGGUUUCAGCCUGAGUACAGUGGACCUGCCAGAGCUGGACGACAGCCCCCACUACCUCGACAUGAAACAUUUGUCAGACUAUGCCUCCAUUUCCUCCUCCUCCAUCCCUUCCUCCUUGUCUCCCCCACUUGUAUCCUCCAUCUCAUCUGCUGGCUUGGCCUACGACAUCAGUCCUCCGCUCAGUGAAGAACAUUUGACGAAUAUGGACUACACAAAUAUGCACAGCUACAGGACAGAGAUGGAGACACACAACCCAAUUAAGAUGGAGCCAGAGUCACCUCCACAGUAUUCUGACAACCCUUUGUUCUCCAAGUUCCCAGACGAUGCAUCACCUUCGGCAUUGAACAUCGAGUGUCGCGUGUGCGGAGACAAAGCCUCGGGGUUUCACUAUGGGGUCCAUGCCUGUGAGGGCUGCAAGGGUUUCUUCAGACGCACAAUCAGGCUAAAGCUGGUAUACGAUCACUGUGAUCUUCACUGUCGCAUUCACAAGAAGUCACGCAACAAAUGUCAAUACUGCCGUUUCCAGAAGUGCCUCAAUGUUGGGAUGUCACACAAUGCCAUUCGUUUUGGCCGAAUGCCUCAGGCAGAGAAGGAGAAGCUGUUGGCUGAGUUCUCGUCUGACAUGGAGCACAUGCACCCGGAGGCUGCAGAUCUAAGGGCUCUGUCCCGGCAUCUGUAUGAAGCCUAUCUGAAGUAUUUCCCCCUUACCAAAGCCAAGGCCAGGGCAAUCCUCUCUGGGAAGACGGGAGAAAAAGUGCCUUUCAUCAUUCAUGACAUGAAGUCUCUAAUAGAAGGGGAGCAAUUCAUCAACUGUAGGCAGAUACCAGCCCAGGAACACCAGCUGAUGUCCACCGUUACAGUUGGAGGAAUCCCAGGAGCCUACUCAGGGUCAGAUUAUGGAGCUUUGGGAACGGGGAUCAACGGAUUGACACCUGAUGGGGCGGAGCUACGUUUCUUCAAAAGCUGUCAGUCACGCUCUGCAGAAGCAGUAAGAGAAGUGACAGAAUUUGCAAAGAGCAUUCCAGGAUUCAUCAAUCUGGAUCUCAAUGAUCAAGUGACGUUGCUGAAAUACGGAGUGAUUGAAGUUUUGAUCAUCAUGAUGUCGCCUCUGAUGAACAAGGAUGGCACCCUGAUCUCCUACGGACAGAUCUUCAUGACGCGGGAGUUCCUCAAGAGUCUCAGGAAACCUUUCUGUCAGAUGAUGGAGCCAAAGUUUGAGUUUGGAGUCAAGUUUAACACUCUGGAGCUGGAUGACAGUGACAUGGCGCUGUUUUUGGCUGUUAUUAUCCUCAGUGGGGACCGGCCCGGCCUGCUGAACGUGAAGCCCAUCGAGCAGCUUCAAGAGACAGUGCUCCAUUCGCUGGAGCUGCAACUGAAGCUCAGCCAUCCAGACUCCCUGCAGCUGUUUGCCAAGCUGCUCCAGAAGAUGACGGACCUGCGUCAGAUAGUCACUGACCAUGUGCACCUCAUCGAGCUGCUGAAGAAGACCGAGGUGGACAUGCUCCUACACCCUUUGCUGCAAGAGAUCAUGAAGGACUUGUACUAGAGCUCAAAAGGAAAAGAGGACAAGCGCUGUAAUGUGAAGAAAAACCAAGACUGUUAAAUCAUGAAUUGAAAUUAAUCAUUUACCAGAAGGUGGAGAAGAACAGGAACACAAAAAUCAAGAAAA